This is a messenger RNA of Rotaria sp. Silwood2, 318 nucleotides long. The record is from the annotation of a GenBank genome assembly. Lineage: Eukaryota; Metazoa; Rotifera; Eurotatoria; Philodinida; Philodinidae.
AUGACAAAUGCAAUUGAUCAAUUACUUGAACAUGAUAAUCAAAAUGAUAGUAGACGUUUAAUAAUUGUUAAUCUUGGUUUAAUUAAAAAUUUUUAUAGAAAAACUUUUGAACAAUCCCAAUUAUCAAGCAAUAGUCAACAAUCAAUAAAUACAAGUAAAAGAACAAUAUCCAUACAAAUGAACAACAUCUCUUUACCAGUCACUAUUCAACAAAUAAUCAAUGAUCUUAUGUUCAAUACGAUAUGUUAUUUUUGUAUAGAACAUAAUGAUCAUAAUGCUCUAUUAAGUUCAUUAGAAAUACUUGACAUCACACUUUAA